Molecule: messenger RNA, 2462 nt
Organism: Vitis riparia (riverbank grape)
Lineage: Eukaryota; Viridiplantae; Streptophyta; Magnoliopsida; Vitales; Vitaceae
Product: probable beta-D-xylosidase 6
Exons: 6
Coding region: 29-2398 (789 amino acids)
Biological process (GO): arabinan catabolic process; xylan catabolic process
Cellular component (GO): plant-type cell wall
Molecular function (GO): xylan 1,4-beta-xylosidase activity; alpha-L-arabinofuranosidase activity
Source: RefSeq, a predicted model, not a curated record
ACAUAUCCUAACUAACUCUCAUACCAACAUGUCUACAGAAUGGAGAUUCCUCUUCAUCUGCCUCUUUCUCCAACUCCUCCCCUUGUUCUCCAUUUCUGAGUCAACUCAUCCACAGUUCCCAUGUAUGCCACCAACCAAUAGUGACUAUCCCUUCUGCAACACUUCCCUCCCCAUAUCUACCAGAGCUCAAUCUCUCGUCUCCCUCCUCACCCUCUCUGAAAAGAUACAGCAACUUUCCGAUGAGGCCGCUGCUAUAUCUAGGCUUUAUAUCCCUGCCUAUGAGUGGUGGUCCGAGUCGCUCCACGGGAUUGCCACCAAUGGCCCCGGAGUCUCCUUCAACGGCACCGUUUCAGCUGCCACUAGCUUCCCUCAAGUUCUUCUUACUGCCGCUUCUUUCAAUCGGAGCCUUUGGUUUUCAAUUGGAUCCGCCAUCGCCGUGGAGGCUCGGGCAAUGUACAAUGUGGGUCAAGCUGGAUUGACGUUUUGGGCGCCUAAUAUCAAUAUUUUUAGGGACCCAAGAUGGGGGAGAGGCCAAGAGACGCCCGGAGAAGACCCCAUGGUGGCGUCUGCUUACGCGGUGGAGUUCGUGAGGGGUUUUCAGGGUGGGAAUUGGAAGGGCGGCGAUGAAAUUAGAGGUGCGGUAGGUAAGAAGAGGGUGUUGCGAGGGGAUAGUGAUGGUGAUGGGCUGAUGCUUUCUGCUUGUUGCAAGCAUCUUACUGCUUAUGACUUGGAGAAAUGGGGGAAUUUCAGUAGAUAUAGCUUCGAUGCUGUGGUUUCAAAUCAGGACCUGGAGGAUACCUACCAACCCCCAUUUCGUAGUUGCGUUCAGCAAGGUAAAGCAAGCUGCUUAAUGUGUUCAUACAAUCGGGUGAAUGGUGUGCCAGCAUGUGCCCGGCAGGAUCUCUUCCAGAAAGCCAAAACUGAGUGGGGCUUCAAAGGAUAUAUAACCUCAGACUGUGAUGCUGUGGCAACUGUUUAUGAAUAUCAGCAUUAUGCAAACUCCCCUGAAGAUGCAGUGGCUGAUGUUCUCAAAGCAGGAACUGACAUAAAUUGUGGAUCAUAUAUGUUGAGACACACACAAUCUGCAAUAGAUCAGGGGAAGGUGAAAGAAGAAGACAUAGACAGAGCCCUUUUCAAUCUGUUUUCAGUUCAAAUGCGCCUUGGGCUUUUUGAUGGAGACCCUGCAAACGGGCUGUAUGGAAACUUAGGACCUAAAGAUGUAUGUACUAAGGAGCACAGGACAUUGGCACUUGAAGCAGCAAGGCAAGGCAUUGUGCUUUUGAAGAAUGAUAAGAAGUUCUUGCCUUUGGAUAAGAGUAGGAUUUCUUCAUUAGCUAUUAUUGGUCCACAGGCUGAUCAGCCAUUUCUGGGUGGCGGUUACACAGGAAUUCCCUGCAAACCAGAGAGCCUUGUUGAAGGACUCAAGACAUAUGUGGAGAAAACAUCAUUUGCAGCUGGUUGCGUGGAUGUGCCUUGCCUUUCAGACACUGGAUUUGAUGAAGCUGUUAGUAUUGCAAGAAAAGCUGAUAUUGUUGUUGUUGUGGCUGGAUUGGAUUUGUCUCAAGAAACUGAAGAUCACGAUAGGGUUAGUCUUCUCUUGCCUGGAAAGCAGAUGGCCCUUAUUUCUUCUGUUGCCAGUGCAAUUCAAAAGCCCCUAGUCUUGGUUCUUACUGGGGGUGGACCUCUUGAUGUGUCAUUUGCUGAACAAGACCCACGAAUCGCAAGCAUUCUGUGGAUUGGUUACCCUGGUGAGGCUGGUGCAAAAGCACUAGCAGAAAUAAUCUUUGGAGAUUUCAAUCCAGGUGGAAGAUUGCCCAUGACAUGGUAUCCUGAGUCAUUCACCCGUGUGCCCAUGAAUGAUAUGAACAUGAGGGCUGAUCCUUAUCGCGGCUAUCCAGGAAGAACUUAUCGAUUUUAUAUUGGACAUAGAGUCUAUGGAUUUGGACAAGGCUUGAGUUAUACCAAGUUUGCUUACCAGUUUGUUUCAGCUCCAAACAAAUUAAAUUUACUGAGAUCAAGUGACACUGUUUCCAGUAAGAACAUACCGCGACAAAGAAGAGAAGAGGUUAAUUACUUUCACAUUGAAGAGUUGGACACUUGUGAUUCAUUAAGAUUUCAUGUUGAGAUCUCUGUGACUAAUGUUGGAGACAUGGAUGGAAGCCAUGUUGUAAUGUUGUUCUCUAGAGUGCCAAAAAUUGUGAAGGGCACUCCAGAAAAACAGCUAAUUGGGUUCAGUCGUGUGCAUACUGUGUCUCGUAGAUCAACUAAAACAAGCAUCAUGGUAGAUCCUUGUGAACAUUUUAGCAUUGCAAAUGAGCAAGGCAAAAGGAUAAUGCCCUUGGGUGAUCACACUAUGAUGUUAGGAGAUGUAGUGCAUUCUGUCUCGGUUGAAAUUUGAGUGUUCAUUUGAAGUUCAAAUGAGCAUCCACAUUAAUAAAGAAGCAUUGGGUUUUUUUUUUUUU